Gigantopelta aegis is the source of this 606-nucleotide messenger RNA. Its product is annotated as CYFIP-related Rac1 interactor B-like. Gene Ontology annotation, biological process: regulation of actin filament polymerization. NCBI's taxonomy places the organism in Eukaryota, Metazoa, Mollusca, Gastropoda, Neomphalida, Peltospiridae. The transcript has 7 exons. The record is from RefSeq and is a predicted model, not a curated record. Bases 58 to 606 code for a protein of 182 amino acids. Gene Ontology annotation, molecular function: small GTPase binding.
AUUACAAAGCAGCUGGCUCAUAUUUUGGAUUUUACUCUCACAUUUGAUGAGCUAAAGAUGAAUAAUCCACAAAUUCAAAAUGAUUUCAGUUAUUAUAGAAGAACUUUGAAUAGACGGAAAAUGGAGGAUGUAACUAUGGGUAUAGCUGGAGGCUCAGAUCAACUUGAUCUCCCUGAUGACGUAGCUAAUAGGAUGUCCUUGUUUUAUGCUAAUCCUACUCCAAUAUUACAUGGGCUAGCUGGAGCUACCUCACGUCUUCUAGAUGAGAAUCCUAACAUUACCCUAGAUCACAUGACAGAGUGUCUUAGUACGAUGGCAUCAGUCUGUAGAGUGAUCAAUGAGAACCCUACUUACAAAUCAAGGUUUCAAAACGAGGAGACGGUCAUUUUCACUUUACGAGUAAUGACAGGGGCAAUCAUCUUGUACGAUCAUGUCCACCCUGUGGGAGCCUUUACUAAGAAGGCACCAAUAGAUAUGAAAGCAUCAAUUAAAAUAAUUAGGGAACAUCCAAAAUGCGCUGAAGGGUUAAUAAAUGCGUUAAAGUAUAAUACUAAGCAUUUCAAUGAUGAGGCCACACCCAAAGCCACGAAAUCCUUGCUAUCUUAA